CUGCUCUUGAGCAAGCUAAAAGAUGAUUGGUCUGAUUGUUUUCAUGAUCCUGGGCACUGCAGCUGCAGUCCCUUUGGAUGACAAGAUUGUGGGGGGUUACGAGUGUCCAGCUCAUUCUCAACCCUGGCAAGUAUCCCUCAGUGAGGGCUACCACUUUUGCGGCGGUGCUCUCAUUAACAACCAGUGGGUCAUUUCUGCUGCCCACUGCUGGAAAAUACCCUCUACCCAUGUUGCCAUUGUGGGUGAACAUACAAUCUGGUAUACUGAGGGCACAGAGCAGUAUAUGGCAAUUGACGACAUCUACACACAUGAGAGUUUUGAUUACUUUACCCUAGACUAUGACAUCAUGCUGAUGAAAUUGAAAUACCCUGUUACUGUGAACGAGUACGUCAAGCCUAUUGCUUUACCCAAAGCCUGUCCCACACCCGGGGAUAUGUGCACAGCAUCUGGAUGGGGGCAGACAUUCCCUGGUCAAGACUUUUCAUAUGAGCUACAUUGUGUAGAAGUCCCAAUUCUGUCUGACAUCGACUGUGAGAACUCCUACCCUGGCAGGAUUACUGAGAGCAUGAUGUGUGCUGGAUACCUGGAAGGGGGCAAGGAUGCUUGUCAGGGGGACUCUGGUGGCCCUCUGGUGUGUAAUGGGGAGCUGCAGGGAAUCAUCUCUUGGGGUGUGGGCUGUGCUGAGCCCAACCUUCCAGGUGUCUACACCAAAGUCUGCUCUCUGGUUUCCUGGAUCAAUGACACUAUUUCCCGAUACAGCUAGACUGUCAUCUCUAGAACUUCACGAGAGAAGGGAAAACAGAGAGAUUGAAAUUGAAGGAGACAGAGAACGGAGGUGGUUGUGGGUAGUGUCAGAAAGACAAGCAGCAGGCUAAGACAGAGUCACAAGGAAAAAACAAUCUGAGGGCACAAUAAAUAAAAUCAGCUAUUCUGCAUCAAUAUGUUUGUAUUUAUUUGUAAUGUUUCUGCCACUUUGGCAAAUGUCUUACUAUAAGACAUUUCUGUAAUGUCUCAUAUUAAAAAAAUGUAAUUAUUGUGUCAAA
Messenger RNA from Neolamprologus brichardi, 1043 nucleotides. RefSeq names its product trypsin-2-like. NCBI's taxonomy places the organism in Eukaryota, Metazoa, Chordata, Actinopteri, Cichliformes, Cichlidae. The record is from RefSeq and is a predicted model, not a curated record. Gene Ontology annotation, biological process: proteolysis. Gene Ontology annotation, molecular function: serine-type endopeptidase activity.